UUUUCUUUUCUUUUUUGCAUUCGGUACUUCAUGGCACCAGUUAGCGAAACCAAUAGUAGUUAGUGGUGACAAAUCAAAGUGUGGGUAUCCAGAGGUGAAGCUAGAGGAGUUGCUCUUCUUCCCGUAAUAGCACAAAAUGGUGGUGUUCGAAGACAAAGCUUGGAUUGAAGAAAUUCCUUUAUCAAGUUUGCUGGUUCUUGGAUUUGCGACUAGCGAAUCAAGACAUAAUCAAGGAGCAAGCCAAAAGCAAGAUUAAGUUGGUAGUCGGUGUUGAUAACGAGAUUAAUGAUCUCGGAUUAAGAUUUGAGUGCCUUCAAGCUUUUCUUAAUGAUGCCGAGCAAAGGUAAAUGAGUGAAAAACGGGUAGGCAGAUGGUUGAAAGAUUUGAAAAACGUGGCCUACCAAAUGGAGGAUGUUUUGGACCAGUGGAGAACCGAAAUGCUACGAGUGCAAAUUGAUCAGAGGAGACGUCUAAGUGAAGAUGAUCUUGAGGAUGGGGAUCACGAUCACCAGGGUGCUAAUCUCAAUAAUCGCGAGGUGCUUUCAUACUUGUGCUCAGUCUUCUCUUGUUUGGAAACCUCUUGGGUAAGAUCUACUCUUCUCUCUUAUUUCAAUACAAUCAUAACCAUUCCUUUGCGGUAUGAUAAAAGAAAUUAAAAAGAGGCUAGACUUAAUUGAUCGUGCUAAAGAUGAGUUCAAAUUCAGCAUAGAUGACACUAUUCGAGAGGGUUUUCACAGUCACCGGAGAAAAGAAACUAGUUCAAUCAUGGUAGAUCGUCCGAAUAUAAUCGGUCGUGAAUCUGACCAAGAAAUAAUAGUUAACAGACUCUUGGCUGCUGAAAGUAGUACUACCCACAUGGAAAAUGAAACUAGAGACCUUCGCAUCAUCUCUAUCGUUGGGAUGGGGGGUCUGGGCAAGACUACUCUUGCCCAACUAGUUUUUAACCAUCCCACAGUAAAAUCUCAUUUUAAGUUGCCCAUGUGGGUAUGUGUGUCUCAUCCCUUCGAUCGCACAAAGGUUGCCAAGGCAAUCAUACGGGAAGCGACCGGAAAGGACACAAAAACCUCUACAUGGAAUCCUUUGUUUAUAGAAUUAUGUGAGUCGGUUAAGGAGAAGAAAUUCAUCCUAGUGCUCGAUGAUGUGUGGACUAGUGAUCCAAACGAUUUGAAGGAUCUGACAUAUUUACUUGAUCUUGGAAAACAAGGAAGCCACAUUUUAGUGACUACCCGUAAUGAAGCUGUUGUGUACGCAUUAAACUCUUACAAACACAUAGUGCAAGGCUUAAAUUCUGAUGAUUGCAGUUCAUUGUUACAUCGUCAAGCUUUUCAUGGGAGGGAGAAAGAAAAGAAUGAACUUUUGGAAGACAUUGGUACUCAAAUUGCAAACAAGUGCCGCGGAUUACCACUUGCCCUGAGUCUGUUAGGAGGUCUUUUGAACCAAAAAAUUAAUGAAAAUCAUUGGAGGCAUGUUCUAGAAAGCAAGAUUUGGGAAUUAAAAAGUUUUGAUCGUCAAAAGAAACUUGUAGAUCCAGUUUUCUUGCUUAGUUACGAUGGUAUAGACUCACACUUGAAAAAUUGUUUUCAAUAUUGUGCUAUAUUUCCGAAGGCUCACAAGAUACAGAAACGAACCUUAGUUAGUCUCUGGAUGGCGCAAGGAUUUCUGAACUCGAGUAAGGAAGAGUCGACCGGCGAGGAGUAUUUUGAUGAAUUAGUUGAGGCUCAUUUUUCCAAGACAUUUCUGAGGAUGAUGUUGGCAGAAUUUCUUGUAAGAUGCAUGAUCUUGUUCAUGACUUUGCUCAGUAUCUCACAGAGGAUUACUGUUAUGAGUCAUAUAACAAUGAAGACAAUUUUGGUUCACCCAUUCAUUUAAGUCUAAUAUACGACGAGCGUGACGUCGGACCUAAUUCUUUUCAUAAUUCUAUAAGAAAAAUAGAUAAUGUCCGAACUAUCCAUUGUAAGAGAGAUUUCAGUAACAUAUUCAGUGUUGGUCAUCUCUCGUCUGAUUUAUUUCAUCACCUUAGAUAUCUCCGGGUAUUGAAAUUGAUAAACAUGGGCAUAACAGACAUCCCUAAUGAGAUUGAUAAACUCAUACAUCUAAGAUAUCUCGAUUUGUCUUGGAAUGAGGAAUUAAGUGAAUUGCCUGAUUCAAUGUGUGGUCUCAUCAACCUCCAAACUUUGAAGCUGAAACACUGUGAUAAGCUUAUCAAACUUCCUAAAGAUAUUGGGAGAAUGAUAAAGUUGAGAAAUCUUGAUAUUAGAGAUUCUGGUCUGAUGUGUUUACCAGAAGGAAUUAGAAACUGGACGUCUCUACAAACCUUAAGUACAU
Molecule: messenger RNA, 2325 nt
Organism: Papaver somniferum (opium poppy)
Lineage: Eukaryota; Viridiplantae; Streptophyta; Magnoliopsida; Ranunculales; Papaveraceae
Product: ubiquitin carboxyl-terminal hydrolase 6-like
Exons: 2
Coding region: 640-1869 (409 amino acids)
Biological process (GO): proteasome-mediated ubiquitin-dependent protein catabolic process; protein deubiquitination; defense response to other organism
Molecular function (GO): ADP binding; proteasome binding; cysteine-type deubiquitinase activity
Source: RefSeq, a predicted model, not a curated record